AUGUCUCAAGCUACUUCAGCACGAAGUGACGAAAAGACUCUGGUCCCAGUGGCGGGCGGACCCCUUGAUGGCUGGACUAUCACCAAUCCCCAUGGCUACAUUAUUGCUGGCUGGUCUUGCUCCCGGGCACUCAAGAACUUUGAGAUAAGAUAUAGGAUGCCCGAUAAUAAGAAUCGACGGACCGAGGCUGAUGAUUCCAACCACCGUUGCCGAACCAUCAAUCCAAUCUCGGCCGACAAUUGCCAGCGCUGCGGCGCUCGAUUCGACGUAGGCGUAGAGGCCCUAGAUAAGGAUGGGAAGGGAGUACCUGGUCAGUAG
This is a messenger RNA of Fusarium vanettenii 77-13-4, 318 nucleotides long. RefSeq lists its product as uncharacterized. Bases 1 to 318 code for a protein of 105 amino acids. NCBI's taxonomy places the organism in Eukaryota, Fungi, Ascomycota, Sordariomycetes, Hypocreales, Nectriaceae. The record is from RefSeq and is a predicted model, not a curated record. The transcript is spliced from 2 exons.